Messenger RNA from Myiozetetes cayanensis, 1212 nucleotides. It is a transcript of the gene TAF12, whose product is annotated as TATA-box binding protein associated factor 12. Bases 128 to 766 code for a protein of 212 amino acids. NCBI's taxonomy places the organism in Eukaryota, Metazoa, Chordata, Aves, Passeriformes, Tyrannidae. The record is from RefSeq and is a predicted model, not a curated record. Gene Ontology annotation, biological process: DNA-templated transcription initiation; RNA polymerase II preinitiation complex assembly. Gene Ontology annotation, cellular component: transcription factor TFIID complex; SLIK (SAGA-like) complex; SAGA complex. The transcript is spliced from 6 exons. Gene Ontology annotation, molecular function: DNA binding; protein heterodimerization activity; TBP-class protein binding.
UCUUCUAAAGGAUGGGUGAUACCAAAAAAAAAUAUCUGGUGUUCCUGUAGGAUUGGGAGUUGUGUGGAAGAGGAGGAGGCCAGAGUAGGUCCCGCUGGCUGGUGACACCCUGGGAAGUCUGGGGGCCAUGGCCUCUGCACCCUCUGGGCCCACAGCAGUUGCUGAUGUAAUUAAAGAUCUAGACACUCAGAUAGCUUUGAUUGGUUUGGGUCCCCACAACCCCAAGAAGAAGCAGGACCUGGACAAGCUUUAUGACCUGAAAUCUAAAGCCCAGCAGAUUAUGAACCAGUUUGGCCCUUCUACCUUGAUCAACCUCUCCAACUUCUCCUCCAUCAAGCCAGAGCCAGCCAGCACCCCCCCCCAGAGCUCCAUGGCCAACAGCACCACCGUGGCCAAGAUGCCUGGAACACCCAGUGGAGGGGGCAGGCUCAGCCCUGAGAGCAACCAGGUUUUAACCAAGAAGAAACUGCAGGACCUGGUGCGAGAGGUGGAUCCCAACGAGCAGCUGGAUGAAGAUGUGGAGGAGAUGCUGCUGCAGAUCGCUGAUGACUUCAUCGAGAGCGUGGUCACCGCCGCCUGCCAGCUCGCGCGGCACCGCAAGUCCAACACCCUGGAGGUCAAGGACGUCCAGUUGCACCUCGAGCGCCAGUGGAACAUGUGGAUCCCGGGCUUUGGGUCCGAAGAAAUCAGGCCCUACAAAAAAGCCUGCACUACAGAAGCUCAUAAACAGAGGAUGGCACUGAUCCGCAAAACCACCAAGAAAUAGCCCCUGGGCAGAGCUGGGAGACGCCGCCAGUGCAGUUUGGGAUAUUUUGCCUCUCCGCUGAAGCCUCCACGAUGUCACCCGUGGGAUGUUUUUUCUUUUAAUGCUUUACAGAGAAGCAUCUAUUUUUUAUUAAUGGUGCAGCAAUAUCUUGACUCUACGAGGAGAUCUGCCAAAAACACUCUCUGCCCCUUUCCUCGUUCCUCCUCAGAGCGCGACGCAUCUCAAGGAGAGACUUUUUAUUUGUGACUUGAAAGUGGUUUCUCGUACAAGUGAUUGAUUACCCAAGGGACAGAGAGUUUGGUCGUGUGUGGGACAGUAUUAGAAGCAUCUGUAGAGGUUUUUGUUUCCUCCUUCCUGCCCCCUUCCUGCUCCAGUACUUUGUAAUGUCAGUGUUUAUAUAAAUACUUGGCGUUUGUUUUACAUGAAUAAAGAAAUUAUUAAUCUAA